Molecule: messenger RNA, 2333 nt
Organism: Erinaceus europaeus (western European hedgehog)
Lineage: Eukaryota; Metazoa; Chordata; Mammalia; Eulipotyphla; Erinaceidae
Gene: SRPX2
Product: sushi repeat containing protein X-linked 2
Exons: 11
Coding region: 409-1806 (465 amino acids)
Source: RefSeq, a predicted model, not a curated record
CCCCAACUUUCUAAAAUCCUUCUCUGAGGAAGGAAGAGCUAUAGCUUCGGGGAUAAUAUAGCUUUAAGGAAACUUUUGGCAGAUACAGAUAGUCUGACAUCUGGCAGCAUUAGCAGAAUCCUGAGGACUGGACAGAACGAGAUCUACUCGUUCUAGGAAUGCUAAAGUAGAAGUUUUUCUGACUGAUGAGAGGAACAGAGAAGGAAAAGGAAGAGAAAGAGUGCACAAAAUAAUAUAAAACAGAUCCAUGUUUCUGCUUCUAUUCACUUCUGGGAGAUUAUAGCUGACAGAUUUCUGAAAGUUAUAUUAUUUUACCCUGGUACUUCUGGGCACAUACUUCUACUUUUGUCUCCCUAGCAAUCCCCUCCUGCCAUCUUUCAACACCCCCUCCUGCCUCAUCUUUCAACAAUGACCAGUAAACUAGUGCAAAGAGGAAUUCUCUUUCUGCUGCUCUUCCUCACCCCAGCAGUGACAUCAACAUGGUAUGCAGGUUCUGGUUACUAUCCAGAUGAAAGCUACAAUGAAGUAUAUGCUGAAGAGGUCCCACGUGCCCCUGCCCUAGACUAUCAUGUCCCCAGAUGGUGUUAUACAUUAAAUAUCCAGGAUGGGGAAGCUACCUGCUACUCACCACGGGGAGAAAAUUAUCAUAGCAGCCUGGGCACUCAUUGUGAGCUCUCCUGUGACCAGGGCUUUCGACUGAUUGGAAGAAGGUCAGUGCGAUGCCUGCCAAACCGCCGUUGGUCUGGAACUGCCUACUGCAGACAGAUAAGAUGCCACACACUACCAUUCAUUGCCAGUGGUACCUACACCUGCACAAAUGGGGUGCUUCUGGACUCCCGCUGUGAUUACAGCUGCUCCAACGGCUACCACCUGGAAGGUGACCAUAGUCGAAUCUGCAUGGAAGAUGGACGAUGGAGUGGAGGAGAUCCUAUAUGCGUAGACAUCGAUCCCCCCAAGAUCAAAUGCCCACACUCACGUGAGAAGAUGGCAGAACCAGAGAAACUGACGGCUAGAGUAUACUGGGACCCACCCUUGGUGAAAGAUUCUGCUGAUGGUACCAUCACCAGGGUGACACUGCGGGGUCCUGAGCCUGGCUCUCACCUUCCUGAAGGAGAACAUGUGAUUCGUUACACUGCCUAUGACCAAGCCUACAACCGGGCAAGUUGCAAGUUCAUUGUGAAAGUACAAGUGAGACGCUGCCCAACACUGAAACCACCACAGCAUGGAUAUCUCACCUGCACCUCAGCGGGGGACAACUAUGGUGCCACCUGUGAAUACCACUGUGAUGGAGGUUUUGAGCUCCGAGGGACCCCUUCCCGGGUUUGUCAGUCCAGUCGCCAUUGGUCAGGAUCACCACCCAUCUGUACUCCUAUGAAGAUUAAUAUCAAUGUCAACUCAGCUACUGGCCUUCUGGAUCAGUUCUAUGAGAAACAGAGACUUCUUAUCAUCUCUGCUCCUGAUCCCUCCAACCGAUAUUAUAAAAUGCAGAUCUCUAUGCUACAGCAAUCAACCUGUGGAUUGGACCUGCGGCAUGUGACCAUCAUUGAGCUGGUGGGGCAGCCACCUCAGGAGGUGGGGCGAAUCCGGGAGCAUCAAUUGUCGGCCAGUAUCAUCGAGGAGCUCAGGCAAUUUCAGCACCUCACUCGCUCCUACUUCAACAUGGUGUUGAUUGACAAGCAUGGAAUUGAUCGGGAACGCUACAUGGAGCCUGUCACUCCAGAGGAAAUCUUCACAUUCAUCGAUGACUACUUACUGAGCAACCAAGAACUGACUCAACGCCAGAGACAAAGGGACAUAUGCGAGUGAAUUUGAGCUAGGUCAAGGUUAAAAGAACACCCCCCCCCCAGUUAACUGAAACUGAGGCCUAAUAUAUGGAGAUAAUAGUUUCCUACAUUUCUAGCGACAAGAUUCUGAGAUGGAUGUGUUUUAUAAAUCCUAUGACAUUUCCAGAUACAUUUUAAACUGUAUAAUAGUCACCCUAAACAAGUCUCUGCUUCAGUUAAAAUUGGAGAAUUGUAAGAAAACUAGAGAAUAAGGAAAGGCCCUGGGCAAUGGGUUGAGGAUAGAAGGUAUUCCCUUCCUAAUCUGGGCAUCUUCCUAAUUCUCUAAAAUUUUCCAGAUAAUUAUAAUUGUGCCCCUUACCCACAGGGAAUAAAUAUCAACACCCCAGACCAUGCCUAAAAUAGGGUCAGAUUUAUUGACCCUAUAUAUACUUCUUGUUCCUAUAUAUCCAUACCUAUGAUAAAGUUUAAUUUAUAAGUUUGGCAGAGUAGAGGCUAACAAAAGCAAUAGCAAAAUAAAAUAAGUCUAACAAUAUCUUUUAAUAAAACUCA